AUGACGACCACACCCCGCUCGGAAGACCGCCCAAUCAAGGCAGAUGAGACACUGACGGUAUCCUCUACGUCUUCGUCAGCUUCCGCAGCCCUCGCAAGGUCGUUGUUCAUCUAUGUCGGGUUCAUGUUCCGCCGACCGUCCAAGCUCUUCCGGCCAAGUAGAGUGGACACUUUCGGCGGACUUAGGCAGCUCGCUAUAGCGGCUGAUCAGAGUCUGUCGCCCAGCUUCAUCCGGACUCUACUGAGCAGUCGGAGCGGGAUAAUCGCUGUUCUAGUCACCCUCUUUCCACCUCUAGUGGUCAAUGCCACCCUGGGCUUUCUUCUCUUCACGUCGCACUCAUUUCUCGCGCUCGAGCUCGCCCGGCUGCCGUUCUUCCACCAUAAGAAGCUUGACGGCGAAGCGGACCCGGACUCGAACUCGGAAGGAGAGGAGGAGACGUUGUCCCUUCAGACUCUCCUGCAGGGUCCGACGGUCAUACCCCAGCAUGCGACCUUGUUGUCCAGUAUAGCUGGAGCAGGGGCGGGCGUUAUCCAAGGUCUGGCAUUCACACCAAUAGAGAAUGUCGUCCGCCUCCUCCGUGACUCCGCAACGUCCGCAACAGGCCUCCUGAUCCGCGUCCUCCGCCUUCCACUCCGCGCCGACUCGCCCCUCCACCUCGCUACUUCGGGCCAGACACCCAGCUCGCCCAUCCAGGCCGUCCGGAACUUUCUGUCGAGCGAUACUUGGCGGAAGAAUGCGGGGUGGUGGUCCGGCUGGAGAUGGACUGUCUGCCGAGAUGCCGUGAGCUAUGCCUGCUUCUUUGCCGCCUUUGACAUGUCCCGCCGACUCGGACUCCGCGUUAAAGCUUUCUUUGGCGGCGGUGGGAUCCAGCGGGACUGGAACAACUUCAUCUAUAUCGACAUGGGGUGCCCUGGAUCCGCGGGCGAGGCCGAGGUUGAGGCUGUCCAGGGGAAGAUGCGGACAUCGACACCGACAAUAGCGAGGGUGGCGCAGGCGGGAACGAUCGUGACGGGCGGAGUGAUCGCUUCAGUUGCGGCCGAGAUGGCAGGAAGGCCAUUCAAGGCGUGCCAGAUGAUCUUGCAGCACGCCCGGACUAGCCCUAGUCCUCAGGCGGCGAAGUACCCGAUCCUCCAUGUCCUUCGGUCCGAAGGCGUCCGGCCCUUCAUUCGCUCCACGCAUCCAGUGACUGCGCUGGACCCGUCCUUGGGCGUAUGGAGGCGCACGAUGAGGAGGGCGGUGAUCAGGAUGGCGGCUGUAGGACCAUGGGGAGCCGGAUUUCUGGCUUGGUCCUGGUUUGGCGGGGAGAUCUGA
Molecule: messenger RNA, 1311 nt
Organism: Dioszegia hungarica
Lineage: Eukaryota; Fungi; Basidiomycota; Tremellomycetes; Tremellales; Bulleribasidiaceae
Exons: 6
Coding region: 1-1311 (436 amino acids)
Biological process (GO): transport
Molecular function (GO): transmembrane transporter activity
Source: RefSeq, a predicted model, not a curated record